AUGGCAUUAUCAAAUAAGAAUGCUGAUAAUACUGACGAGUUAUCGCCAAGAACUCCAAAAAAAAAUUCACAACUUUGUAAUGGAAUAUCAACAAGUGGUAAACAUUGUAAACGUCUUGUUGCAAAUGGAGAGUAUUGUGGUUAUCAUAAAACAAACAGCAUUUUAGAAGAUAUUGGAAUAAAACAUAACUAUACAAUGCUCAAAAAAACCAACUUACUUGUUGAGUUGUCGUCAUCUGAAAGGAUAACAAGUGACAGUUUAUCAAACAAUUCAUUAGUUGACUGUGAAAAUAAAGAUGUUGCUAGUUCAUUAAAAAUUGGUUUAAAGACGUCAACAAUUCAGUCAAUAGAUAAUCCUAGUAGUGAUAAUAAUGGCAAUUAUAAAGAUAAAAAUAAAAAUAGUGAUAAUAGUAAUAAUAUCAAAAAGAAUAAAGAAAGUAAUAAAGAUCGCAUUAAUAAAAAAAUCCUGGAUAAAUGUGAUUUAAUAGGAGAUUCAGUGGAUUCUAUUGACGACGAUUAUAUAUUUGCGCCAAUCGAAAGUCCACCAAAUGAUAUUUCAGAAAGUCCAAUAGUUUUGGGUGAUGAUAACAAAAAAUUAGAAAAAAAGAAAGACAAAUACGAUGAAGUUGAUUGGUUUAAAACAUCAUCUCUUAAUAAUACCAAAUAUUACAAUAGCUCAUUUUAUAAGUCAUUAAAAUCUGCUGUUACGCUUGAAGAAAAUCACAUUGAUUCUAUUGUGGAUAAAUUUAAUACUCUCUACAUUGAUGAAAAAAAUAAUUUGAAUUAUAAUGUUAUUGACAAAGAAUUUGCUGAAUCGAUUUCACCGUAUGAUUUAACACCAAAAAAAAAUGGUAUAUUAGAGACUAAAACCUUUACUUCAUACAAAAAGACACCUUCAUCACACGAAAAACCAAAAAGAUCGACACUUGUUGAUGAUAAUUUUGACGAUGCUAAAUCACCUAGUACAUACGUCACACCUACUAGGUUUACAUCCCUAUUCGUUAAUUUUGAUCAGAUUGAAGAUGAUUUAUUAUCCAGCUGUUCUCCUUCAAAAUCACCAAAAAACUUUCAAUGUAAUGGUUACACUCAAAAUGGUAAAAAAUGCAAAAAUAAAAUCAAAGCUUCACAAUACUAUUGUUAUAACCAUAAACCCGAAAAAAGUAAAAUAGAUUUAGAAAAUUUAUUUAUACCAACCAAUGAUACAAACGGUAUUUGGAUUAGAACUGAUGUAUCAUCACACUCUACUCAAAAUUGUAUAUAUUAUAAAGUUGGUCGAACUAAGAAUAUAAUUAGACGAAUGAAUGAAUGGAAAAAUCAGUGCAAGUACAAACUUCAACUUAUAGAUUGGUUUCCAAGUACUGGUGGUUUGUUAAUAUCACAAAAAACAGAAAACGCAGAUGAAAUCAAUGGCAAUAACGAGCACAAAGAUUUAGAAAGACAAAAAAUUAUGAAAUCAUGUAAAUUUACACAUCGUGCUGAACGAUUGAUUCAUCUAGAGUUAUCAGAGAAAUUUAAAGCUGAGUCAUCAAAAUGUUUAUUUUGUGAGAAAAUUCAUCGUGAAAUAUUUAAAAUUGAUAUCACAUCUGUAGUAGAAACAACAGAAACAAAAGUAAAAACAGCGGAAACAGCCUUAAUUAAAGAUGAUAAAGAAUUACCAGGCCUUGAAGAAAUUCGUAAUGUUAUUAUCAAGUGGGUAAAAUAUAUUGAAGAAGUUUAUGGACCCGAUUAA
Molecule: messenger RNA, 1728 nt
Organism: Entrophospora candida
Lineage: Eukaryota; Fungi; Glomeromycota; Glomeromycetes; Entrophosporales; Entrophosporaceae
Source: the annotation of a GenBank genome assembly